UUUUGCUUUUUUUGGGGCAGUCGCUUUGAGGCUGGUUCACGUGAUCACAAGUGCCCGAGCACUGGUAACGGUAAGGCAGCGGCAGAAAAUUAGAGAGGAAACGUUCCUAUUGCACAAAGGUUCCAGUACCCAUGGAAGUGCUUAUGGACACUACACAAAACGAUAUGACUUUUGAGGAUGUGGCUGUGUACUUCUCCUGGGAAGAAUGGUGUCUUCUUGAUGAGGCUCAGAAACUCCUAUACUGUGAUGUGAUGCUGGAGAACUGUGCACUUAUGGUCUCUCUGGGUCACGGGCAUGGAUUGAAAGAUGAGGAAUCACCUUCUGAGCAGAAUGUUUCUAUAGAGGAAGUGUCACAGUUGUCCAUGGCCUUCCAGUACUUAACAAUGAUCUUCACCUGGGAAGAAUGGGGGAAGUUGGACCUGUCCCAGAGGACCCUGUACCAGGAGGUAAUACUGGAGACCUGUGGGCACCUGGUCUCAUUAGGGUAUCCUAUUCCCAAACCAGAACUGAUCUGCCUGCCGGAAAAUGAGCAAAAUCUAUGUAUGGUAAAGAGAGGCCACUCCUAAAGUUCCUGCUCAGAUGCACUUCUGUCUCAGAUCUUCAUUUCAUCACUUAUCGAAGAUAUUUUACCUGAGAUGACUUUUCAUCAUCCUUAAAUAGAAUUUCCUUAAAUAAGAAUUCCAUCUAUGCAGUUUAUUUUUCAUUAAACUUUUAGCCUGAAGUA
Molecule: messenger RNA, 724 nt
Organism: Ictidomys tridecemlineatus (thirteen-lined ground squirrel)
Lineage: Eukaryota; Metazoa; Chordata; Mammalia; Rodentia; Sciuridae
Product: zinc finger protein 211-like
Biological process (GO): regulation of DNA-templated transcription
Source: RefSeq, a predicted model, not a curated record